This is a messenger RNA of Chaetomium strumarium, 171 nucleotides long. Its product is annotated as ribosomal protein S14. Gene Ontology annotation, biological process: translation. The coding region runs from base 1 to 171 and encodes 56 amino acids. Lineage: Eukaryota; Fungi; Ascomycota; Sordariomycetes; Sordariales; Chaetomiaceae. Gene Ontology annotation, cellular component: cytosolic small ribosomal subunit; ribosome. Gene Ontology annotation, molecular function: zinc ion binding; structural constituent of ribosome. The transcript is spliced from 3 exons. The record is from RefSeq and is a predicted model, not a curated record.
AUGGCUCACGAAUCCGUCUGGAACUCGCGCCCGCGCACCUACGGCAAGGGCUCCCGCGCUUGCCGCGUCUGCACGCACACGGCCGGUCUGAUCCGCAAGUACGGCCUGAAUAUCUGCCGUCAGUGCUUCCGCGAGAAGGCGGCCGACAUUGGCUUCGUCAAGUACCGGUAA